UUUCCGGGAGAAGGCGGGAAGAAGACGCUGCGGCGCUGCCCCUCUCCAAGAUGGCGGCAGCAACCUCGGCCUGUUCCCCCCGCUCCUUCCUGCGCAGGCUCCGCAGACCCCCCUCCAAGAUGGCGAUUAUGUCAUAACUACAAGAUAAACAAGCAGUGAUGGAAUCACUGGAUACUGAGGUGAGAGUACGGAAGACUCUGGGGACUGUUGAAUAUGUAGAGUCUUCAGGUUUCACCCAGGGAGUUCUGCCGACCAAGAAGGAUGUGGUUCAGAAUAUGCUGUAUUUACUGCAGCCCAAAAGAGCUGGCCAAGCCCAGAGGUCCAAAGAGGAUGCAGCCCAGUUGCUUGCUGAGCACCUGCAAGAGCACUGGUUGGUUUGCAACUUGCACACCAUUGCAACACAAAAUAUAAAGAAACUUAUCCUCAAAAUGUAUGAGGAGUUUACCAGAUUGUAUCAGACCAGAAAGCAGAGACAGAACAAGGCUUUUACCGAGCGAGCAGACAAAUUCAACGAGAGUUCGGAGAAGCUCUUUGAUGUAUUUUGUACAGACACGCAGAUGAGAAAUAAGCUGGAGGAAUACAGUGGAAUAAAAAUGACUAGCAUUGAGUGGAAAUUUCUUGAAGAUCAAAGAAGUGAAAGAAAAAUGUACUAUGAAGAUUUCACAGACAAGCAAGAAUUAAAGAUGAUGGAAAGAAGACAAAAGAUACAAUAUCUGGAGCACUUCAGAAAACUUGCUAAAGAGGAGAGGGAAGGAAACAAAGCCAAGGAAGUGAAAUACAAAAGUGACGAGCAAUCAGAUGAGGGCACAAGCGUGGAUGAAUCCUACCCUGUGGAAGAGGAGAACGGAGGAGCUCCAGCGUUCUCACUGCGGGGCAGAAGGAAGCGCCGGUGCACCAUGACUCCUGCGAGCACCCCCACGCCCCUGGAGUGCCAGCAUAUACGGAUGAGCAUCAGGAGAGUUAGGCCUGGGUUCUACGAGACUGUGGAGAAGGUCCAAAACUGCUAGCGCAUGCCACGGUCUGCAGGUGGGGCUGCUGGAGUACGAGGUGGCUGAGCACACUUUAGGCAAGUUUGAAAUUCCACCCUCAAUUGGAAAUGAUUGCCAGAGCUCAGGAACAUCCUGCCUCUGGGGAAGAGCACUGGGAUGACAACAGCAGGAAGGACUUAAAACGCAUGAAAAGUUGAAAGCAUAAGGAGUCAGCGGAUAAUGAUGCAAAUGUGCAACCCUAGCAGAUGGUCUAAGGUUACGAAGCAUAUAAGCCUCUUCUUCCAUGGUCCUGUCCACAUCAGUGGGUUUUUGGAAGUCUCUCACCAUUUCUGAGCUGGGGUGGCCUGACAGUUUGAAACAGGACUCAGAUUUACUGCAGGGAAAUAACUUGUUGCUAGUAGAAAGUUCCAUGUGCUGAAAAGCCCUAACUCCUGCUAGUUUAGGUGGGAGCAAAGGUGCUUGGCCCCUUACAGCUGAAGGUAGCUGUUUUCAGCUUGUAGUACCAGGUCUUGAAGAGGCACCGUGUGGUUUUGUAGAGGGAUUGCUCUCUUACUUCAGGAAGGUGAGGGAGAGACCGGGAGCCAUCUGAGUGCUUUGGCUGUAAAAGCAUUGGUGAUUCUGAAUGUUUUAUUCUAGAUUCUAUUUUAACAGUGUUUCCUUGAUAAGGAUGAGUUUUAAUCUGAAGUUCCUCAUCUAGGAUCAGAGAAUCCCAAAUGAAAUCAUGUUUUAUCUGUCCAGGUGGGGUAAGACAAGGGGGAAGGAUGCAAAUUUCCUUAUUUAGUUUUAAUAUGGGAAGAAUUUUAUAAACUGUUAUCCUACCUUCAUAGGAUUUAGGGAAGAAGGAAGCCUUCCCAGGUGUGGGUAGCUGUGGCAUUUACAGCAAAAGGCACCUGAGUCUGGGCAUGCUUUUCCACUGCAGGUCCAUGCAGGCCAGCAGGGUGCAAACAGUAGUUUUCCACCUGGAGUGUGAAUGAAGUGUAACCUUCUUGCCCAUGUACAUCCUGAGCAGUGACCUGUCUGUGAUUUUUAGAUACCUGCAGCAUGAGAGUAUCUGCUGAAUUAAGUUAGAGUUGCUUUACUGGUGUCUAAAGAUGAGAGACUUGAACCUUCAGUGAGACCCAGUGCAGAGAUCUCUGGUGACAUGCUCAAACCUUGCCAGACCAUGCUGAGGAUGAAAAAAACCCAAGUCUCUAUUUGUUCACAGAGGUUCUCUGGUAGAAAAAGCGUAAACUUGCCUGGUUUUCAAAUUUACCUUUCAGUGUGAAUGUUGGUUUCCCCACUCCAGUUUCUCAGCUUUUCCCCAUUUUUUUCCUCUCUGCCCUGGACAUAAUAUUACUGACAUUAACUUCAUGCUGUUUCAUUCUUUGGCUUUUGCUCCCUUUAACAAUAAAUGCAUGUAUGAAUAAUUUUGACAGUUCCUUUAGUUUUGAUGAAUCAGUUCCUGGACUGCUUUGAAGUCCUAUGCCAAAGGAGGAAUGAAACGCAGAUUUGCUGCUGGUCUGACUAGAACACAGCAAAGCCAGUGAGUGCCGGAGGCAGGGGCCACCCUGGUCUUGCUGCCCAGGCAGGCCCCAGACUACCUGUGCUCCGUCCCUCUGCCUGCGGAUGGAUCUGUCCGGCUCCAAGCGAUGCACCAGCUUCCCAGUGACCUUGCUUGUUAGUAAUUGCUGGGAUGCUUACUCUGUGUCUUUGACAUGUUCUUCAUGGUAAGUUGCUCCAAAAUAUUUAGUGAACUCCAUGUACUCUGCAUCACUUGUAGUGUUGUUACAGGUUUAAUAGCACAUGCCCACCUUCUGCAACACCCUUCAGCCUCUGCUGCUUGAGAGUUUGCAGCCCUCUCUCUCCUCUCUCUGAUGUGCUUCACUGAUUUCCCCAUACAAAUUAUGUCACAUUUAAACUAUUUGCCUUCCAGCCCUGAGGUGCUGGACUUGAGCCUCUCACUGGGCUUUUACACCAGCAGCUCUGUUUCAGCAGGGAAUAUAGCCAAGCUCAGACCUCACCGAGGUAGAUCUGUCUGGUUGUUUGGUUUUUGCUUUCUUUUUUUUUUGGUAACUGCUGUAAACCUCCCCCCAGUAUUACAGAUAUAGCUGACAGUAUAAGUACUCGUGUGUAAAGCAAAUCCACCAGGGUUGACUCGACUAUGGAACAUGGCUGUUUAGUACUUUAUGAUUUUCAGGGAUUCAGGGAAUUUAAGGUUAUCAAAUCUGACUUCCUGUAUACCACAGGAAAUCACAUUCAGAAGCCCCACACUCAGCCUGCUAGUUCCAGUAUAAAGGAUUUGUCUUACAGAGCUGAAGACAUUAGGAGUCUGCUGUCUUCCUCAGUUACACAAUUAGUGGUUUGUCAUCUUUGUUGAUUGAAAAAAGUUCAGGGGAAAGAAAAUAAGUCCCACUAUCUUCCAUGCUGUGAUUCUUUUCAUGACAUCUUGUACAGGCUGAGCAGUGUUUAUCGCAUUCAAAUCAUAUUUGUUAUUUUUAACUGGGUUUGACUGUGGAUGGAGCCAAAGCCUGGCUCUAUUUCUGCUGCAACAGGGGAAAACUUCUAAACGAUGUAUCUGAUUACUUUUCUUUGGGACCAUGGUGCCUUUUUAAUCAGGACAGUAAAUCUUGUCCCAGGAUUCUGUACUUUUGUACGUUAACAGUUGUUGACUUUCCUUUUUUGGUGUGUCCCAAAUAA
This is a messenger RNA of Indicator indicator, 3665 nucleotides long. RefSeq lists its product as uncharacterized. The record is from RefSeq and is a predicted model, not a curated record. The transcript is spliced from 2 exons. The coding region runs from base 159 to 1007 and encodes 282 amino acids. Lineage: Eukaryota; Metazoa; Chordata; Aves; Piciformes; Indicatoridae.